AUGGAGUACGAGGAGAUUGCUCGACUUGAAGAUGUACAGACCGGCAGCAAAACCCUGGUUGCAGUGUUCAAUAGAGAGUCAUAUGAGCAAACAGGUGCGCCUGGCAUGGGCAACCAAGAACUUCAACUAGAAGCUAGAGUAGUAGGCUCGCAUUAUCUGGACAGACAAGUUUUGGCCAUCUAUCAACUAGAAGAGAAGUAUGAGCAGGCUUGCUGUGUUCCAAAAGCCGUUCGAGGCAUACUAUUCGGAUGGAAGACUGUGCUUCUCCACAUACUGCUAAACUUUCUAAAAAGCUCCAUGAUACCUAUGCAGAUGUUAAAACAGAUGGUGCCUAAGAAGUCUUCGCGUUCCCUUCGAGAACUACAGCAAUGUGUCAUAGUACACACGAAGUUGGACUUGGUAUAUAGAGUAAAGCCAUAG
Molecule: messenger RNA, 420 nt
Organism: Lindgomyces ingoldianus
Lineage: Eukaryota; Fungi; Ascomycota; Dothideomycetes; Pleosporales; Lindgomycetaceae
Exons: 4
Coding region: 1-420 (139 amino acids)
Source: RefSeq, a predicted model, not a curated record